Molecule: messenger RNA, 1200 nt
Organism: Exophiala spinifera
Lineage: Eukaryota; Fungi; Ascomycota; Eurotiomycetes; Chaetothyriales; Herpotrichiellaceae
Exons: 1
Coding region: 1-1200 (399 amino acids)
Source: RefSeq, a predicted model, not a curated record
AUGUCGAACACUACGACGACAACCACAAGCGCAGGCACAGGCACAGGCACAAGCACAAUGCGGGCACAGGUCCUCGAAGCCUUCAACAAGCCCUACGUCCUCAAAACGGACUUUGCGCGCCCUGCACCUCCAAAGGGCCACGAGAUGCUUGUGCGCGUCACGGCCGCGUCGUACUGCCAUACAGAUGCCGUCUUCACCGCGGGCGCCAUGCAACAGGGUCUUCCCCGUGUAGGAUCUCAUGAGUUUGCGGGUAUCGUCGAGGCGUUUGGUGACGAGGCCCAGUCCGUGGCGCAAGUCAAGGGGAUAUCACGGGGCGAUCUGGUCGGGGUGCCAGGCCGUGCGUUCGGCCCGUGCGGAUCCUGCGAAGAGUGCGUGGACAAUGGUGGUGAUCUACCGGGGUAUGGAGUCUGGUGUCCAAAGGCCAGCAACCUGGGACUGACGAGAGACGGAGGCUUCCAAGAUUAUUGCUUGGUGGACGUGAGGCAAGUCGCGCGGGUGCCGAGUGGCGGAGCCAUGAAAGCCGUGGACAUCGCUCCGCUCAUGUGUGCAGGCGUCACGGUGUGGAACGCCCUGGCAGCCGCGGGACUGAACAUGGAAGGAGGCGACAGGGGCAAGGGAGACAAGGUCGUUGCAAUUCUCGGAGCUGGUGGCGGCUUGGGACACUUGGGCGUGCAAUUUGCUGCGAAACUCGGCUGGAAGGUGGUCGCCGUAGACACAACUCCAGCGAUGGCCAUGUUGGACGGCGUCAUCAAAGAACUUGGCGAGGAUGGCAAAAACGUUAUCCCCGUCGAUGUGUUGAAGGAGAAUGUGGAGAGUGCGAAAAGUCGCAUUUUCGGAACCGCCUCCUCGGGGCUCGAAAGUCAAAAAGGCUGCGAUUCUAGUGUGAUUCUACCGGAGUCGCAGGCCGCGUUUGACUUCGGCAUGGGUGUCAUAAAGAGCCAUGGGACAUGUGUGUGCGUAAGCUUCCCUAAAGAUGGUUGGCAUUUCAAGCCCGGAGACUUGGUCUUUAGACAUAUCAAGCUCGUCGGUGUGUUAACGGGGCGUAAUCACCAACUGCAGGCGAUGGUGGACUUUGCCGCCAAGUACGGCGUCCGAGCAAAGAUCAGGACAUAUCCUCUGGAGAAGCUGAAUGAGCUCGUGGAGGAUUACCAUCGUGGUGUAGGUGGCAAGUUGGUUGUUGACAUGGAGAUGGAGUCGUAA